AUGACACUUCAGAUACAGUCACAGGACAUACCCAUUGCUAAUAGCAGCCAGAGAAUGGCUCUUAGUGCUGAUAAGGACAAGAAUUGGAGAGUUAGUUACUUGCGUGCACUGAACAUUGUCACGCCGGACUUGUCACGGAGACGUCGUGUCUCGAGUGGAGAAGGCACUCGACGUACUGCAAGUCAACAGACGAGUAAUGGACGUGGUGAGACGAUGACAAGUCGAAGACGCACAGCUACAGUGACGGAUGAGACAAUGCGUCGACCUUUAAGUGGUAACAGUAGAAGAGGACGGUCGGAUAUUUCUACAUCGACGUCGAGUUCGGUCAGGCAGAGCAGUAGCAGGUCCGGUUCGUCGUCUAGGAGUAAGCGAGGAGCGUCGCCUUCCGAUGGUAGAAUGUCGACGUAUGUGUUUGGACUGCGCUCGCAUCUCUUUCGACCACGGAGACUUGCACCUAGGAGUGACGUCGAAUUAGUGGCCCAUGUGUCGGCGCCGAUCGAGAUCCCGACAGGUGUUACGGGAACGUCUCCAACGGCAAUCCCGUCACGAGCUGAGAAGUUGUUGGAGAGAGACUUGGAAUCCUGUCGGCGGCGAAGCAGUACCAACGCUAAGAACUGGACGGGUUCCAUGGUGCAGUUGCUAUCGUGGGAAGAACCGUCUAUGAUUCUAAAAAAUGGCGGCAGGCCGCUAGAAAUCGAGAAGCGAAACAGCAGCUGCACCGGUAAUGACACGAAGACGGGAUGUGGCCUUCCACAAAAUGGUAGUAGGUCGAGAUGGUCGACAUGUUCGAACGGAAUUGUUGAAGUGUGCGAGGACACUGAAAAUGAAGACGUGGACGAAAUGACGAAUUCAGAAGACGACGAUGAUGACAUAUUUAAGAUGGAGUUCGACGGCGACCCCAAUGGUAGGAAUAACUUAUUCAAGAACAAGCAACCAAGCAAGCAUAGGCGGCGUGCGGACCUGAAGCAGCGUCGACGCGGUGGUUUUGACGAGCUCGACAACGGUGUAGAGGACAACGUUGUGACCCCGCUCUCCGUUUCUUUCGUGCCACCGCACCAAAUGGUGGAGCAUGGGUGCUUUUCGCUAGGGCUGCGCGACAAGCUCAAGCGAAAGCCUGGUGUGGUUUAA
This is a messenger RNA of Peronospora farinosa, 1128 nucleotides long. Lineage: Eukaryota; Oomycota; Peronosporomycetes; Peronosporales; Peronosporaceae. The record is from the annotation of a GenBank genome assembly.